Molecule: messenger RNA, 4380 nt
Organism: Catharus ustulatus (Swainson's thrush)
Lineage: Eukaryota; Metazoa; Chordata; Aves; Passeriformes; Turdidae
Gene: GCNT4
Product: glucosaminyl (N-acetyl) transferase 4
Exons: 3
Coding region: 1420-2787 (455 amino acids)
Cellular component (GO): membrane
Molecular function (GO): acetylglucosaminyltransferase activity
Source: RefSeq, a predicted model, not a curated record
CUUAAUUUUUUAAUCAAUUUAUGACAUGUGAUAUUAUUGGCCACUGUACCCUCCCAUCAUACUGAAAAGAGGUACAGUUGACCAGCUACUAUCUUGCCACAUUGCAUCUUAUGAAAACAGAGUGCCAAUAUUAAAUAUUAAUAUUCCAUAUUAAGGAAUCUGAAUACUGUUAUCUCUGUAUAGUUUUGUAAUGCUGGUGACAAUGAACUAAGGCGGGAUUGUAAGAUCCCUUGAAUUUGUGAUACCAAGGACUCUCUUUGGGGCUUAUGGCACUCAGCCUACUGCAGUCACAAAAGUGCACUUUAUAAUUCUGUAUCAGCUGGGAGACCGGUGAUGAAAGGGAGGCUGGCAUGUGCAUUUUGGUCAAAAUGUGGAUGGAGAGCUGGAGAAUGCGACAUAUGCCUUAGGAAUACUGCUGCAGAGCUUUCCUCGAGGGAAAAUACCAUGGUAGUUGUUUGUGGUAUAUGCAAGUAGUACAGUGUUUAGUUCCUCAAAUUUCUUUGUAAGCAUCACUCACAGGAAAGUUAGGUAUAAUAGCCCAGAAAUGUAUUUCUUGAUGUGGAGACUUCGUAUACCAUAUAAAGUAUUUAUGUAUAGGUGAAUUUGCAAUGUGGGUCAUCAUAUCUAAAGAGAAUAUUGGGAUGUAUCAUGAGGACUGUGGGUCUCAUAAUAGUAGCCCAAACUUCUGGCCUUGGCUUAGUGCCAGAGAUUUUUUUUUUUUCGUGAAGGGAGCAAGGCCUCUGAGAUCUGGAGUCUUGGUACCUGAAGUAUUGUGUGCAUCUUAAACUUGGUGAGGCUUUUGACAAGACUCCUUAUGUCCCAGUGCUUUCCUGCUUCUCCCCAAGUCCUCUUUACUCUGCUAGAGAAGAAAAUCAGAUUGCUUUGAUGUGAUCUGUUCUUUUUUAUGAUGUUCCUUUCUCUCUGCCUUCUUGGUGCUUGGAAAUGCUAUAUGAGUAAACAUAUAUACUUCUUAUACAGAUAAUGCCUUCCACAGCUUAAUAAUAACAAUAAAACUUUCCCAACCAAACUGCUAAAAAGCAGAGGCUUAUUAGUUCAGAACUGCAGCCAUAGCCAGCCCUGGGACUUACCAUGUCAAGCCUCCAUGUUCACUGUAUUUCAGCUAACAUUUUAAAAUCUUCUUUUUUAAUUUGUGCAAGAAAUAAUGUCAUCCCUACUACUUCUGUAUGUCCAACUUCAUAUGCACUUGAAGCACUGAUACUGAUGGAGGCUGCUGGCAGUGGCAGGAUGGAGCAGACACUGGGACUUUGUUUGCCCACCGAGCUGGCUGUACCCAUAUUGAUGUCCUGGGACAGAGCAUCCUAAAGAGGGGAAGAGACCGCAGCAAAGUACAGGAGCAUACCUGGAAACUGUUUCUAAAACCUGCAGAGAGUAACUCAGCUUUGGUUUCUACGAAAGAGAAUGAAGAGACACAAGUGGUCCUACAAAUGUCCCUCACAAAGGAAGAUCUUGAUUCUCUGUAUUACGGGAUGGCUGAUUGCACUGCUGAAGCUCCUCCAUGUCGAAAGACACUUUUUUCCCUCUAAAGGCAUUUACUUAGUUGAGCACUUCUUGAGCACUUCUUCUUAUGUUAGAAACAGAUAUUCAUACCCUAGAAAUGAGUUCCAGUAUGAAAUUAAUUGUUCGUCUAUAUACGAACAAGAUCCUCGUGAAAUUGGCAAGAGUUUAGAGAUAAGAAGAAAAGAAAUAGUUGAUUUAGCUGAUGAAGAUAUUGUAGCAAUGACAAGUGACUGUCACGUGUAUCGUUCACUUAGGAAAUACCAGCUAAAACGUGUUUCUCCAGAGGAGGAGAGUUUUCCAAUUGCCUAUUCUUUGGUUGUUCACAAAGAUGCAGCAAUGGUAGAAAGGCUCAUACAUUCAUUGUACAGUCAUCAAAAUAUUUACUGCAUCCAUUAUGACCAAAAAGCAGCCAAAAGUUUCAAAUCUGCUUUGAACAAUCUAGCUGAAUGUUUCCCAAAUAUUUUCAUUGCAUCAAAAUUGGAGACAGUGGACUACGCACAUAUUUCACGUCUGCAAGCAGAUUUCAAUUGUUUGUCUGAUUUGAUGGAGUCUCCAGUUCCUUGGAAGUAUGCUAUCAAUUUAUGUGGCCAAGAUUUCCCUUUGAGAUCAAAUUUCCAGUUGGUUGCUGAACUGAAGAAACUUGGUGGAGGAAACAUGCUGGAAACUUCAAAGCCAAGCAGCAGCAAAAGAGAACGAUUUACUUAUCACUAUGAACUUAUGAAAGUGCCUUAUGAAUACAUGCAGAUGCCUGUAAAAACCAACAUUUCCAAGAAUCCGCCACCUCAUGAUAUUGAGAUAUUUGUAGGCAGUGCCUAUUUUGUUUUAAGCCGAGAAUUUAUUCAAUAUACCCUUGAAAGCUCACUUGCAAAAGAUUUUUUUGAAUGGUCAAGGGACACAUACUCUCCAGAUGAACAUUUCUGGGCCACUCUUGUACGUGUUCCUGGGGUCCCUGGGGAAGUUCCAAGGUCAUCCCAGGAUGUAACAGACUUACAAAGCAAAACUCGUCUGGUGAAAUGGAAUUAUCUGGAAGACUAUUUGUACCCUCCAUGCACUGGUACCCACCUGCGCAGUGUCUGCAUCUACGGGGCUGGGGAAUUAAGAUGGCUUCUGAAUUACGGACACUGGUUCGCCAAUAAGAUUGACUCCAAAGUAGAUCCUGUCCUGGUAAAAUGCUUGGCAGAAAAGGUGGCAGAGCAACAGGAGGAGUGGGUAUAUUUGUCCUCUGAUGAACAUUUUCUGCACUUAAGUUCUACGAAUGCCUUGACAUAGCAGUGCUGUGUUCUCUGCUGUGAGUGUUGUGUGCUCAGCACCUGCAGUUCUGCUGUCUUGACCCACUGCAGGACGACAGUGAGAAAAAAGUCCAUUCUGUAUAACGUCCAGGACCUGCAGAGCCAGGUGCCUGGCUAUUUAUUUAUGAAAGUUCACUUCUCUCUGAUUAACUGUUUUGCCACAAUAAACUUAUAAUUGUCUUCAGGGUGAUUGGAAGAUAGUGAAGUUUGCUUAUGGAGGCUCUCAUGAUGUCUGUCCAGUGGAGUAUUUCAGAAAUGUAUUUUACUUCAAGUGUAUUUGUAUCUUUUAUAAGAAGAUCCAGCAGUUCUGUCUGCCUGUUCUCUUUUCCUUUGCUUGUGCUUUUAAAGGAAUAAAGGGAAGGCCUCUGUAUCUGCUACCUCAGGGAAACUGCAAGUGCCCAUCUCACAGAAAAAAUCAAGAGAUCAGCAUGACACCAAAUGAGCCGUGUGACCUCACCUAAGUUCCACUUCUCAUAUGUGGGAGCUGCAUAGAUCUUUGCAAUGUGAAUAUGACUGGAUUAUGUAAGGGAAAGAUCCCAUACACUGCAUUGUGUGUACCAUUGUUCUCCCUGCUAACCUGUGCGUUGCUUUUCCUGCUGCGAAGCGUGUGAUCAGGAACUGUGCCAACACUGUUGGUUUCACAAACAGUGAAAGUUAGUUGAAGCAGUUGUGCACUGUUGAAUGCACACAGCUGUGUGUUCUCCAAAGGCAGAGUACAUCCUGCCCUAAGGGCAGUCUCUGCAGCCACUUGGGGGAGGUAUCCAUGCCAAAAGAGGUCAAUCUUCUUUCUUGUCUGUGCCUGUAGGAAUAUCUUUCCGUGAAAUCCCAGUACUCUUGAGACAGUAUGUCUACACACAGUGGAUAACAAGUGCUAUUUCUACUUGCUGUUCAGCAAUGUAUUACUUAGUUGAAGUGCAGAACACACAAAAUUGAGCAGUAAUAAUAAGAAUAGCCAUACUGCAGAAAUGAGGACUCUGCAUGAAGCAUCUUUCUGUGCAAGUCCUGUGGCUGUGCACUAGCAUGAUCCCAGGCUGACAGGUGCCUGAACGGGCCAUGGUUUGGCUGUAUAACAAGAGUUCUCCAACAGCCUCUGCUUGCCAUGGCCAUGCCAAUCUCCUGGUAGGGAAGUGGCUCAGGAGCCACUGGGCUGCCACAGCAGCUGGGCUACCCACGCUCCAGCAUGAGGGAAGUGUUUGCAAGUGCAGGGGUCUCUGCAGAAACUCCUGAAACUAAGAAAUUCUGCUUGACAUUUUGGGGGUUUCCCUGGAGCAUUGCCCUGCCAUAAGUUCAGUUUUGGUGGUUCCAGUGGAUCCUGGGGUUUAGCUUUCUCCAUGCCACUAUCUCUUUUCAUCUGUCUUGUGUGAUGGGAUUCUUUCCCCAUAAGUGACUUUGGUAUAUUUGUAUCCAGUCUGACUGAUAUACAGAUUGCUACAGUAAUGACUAUAUCUCAUAUCAAUGAGAAAUCUUUGCUUGUUAUUUGAGCUGAAAGAACCAAGUGGUGUUUUGGUCUCUGUUUCUAAAUUUAAAAUACAGUAAUUUCAUGACUAUAAGGCACACUGGAUUAUAAGGCGCA